This is a messenger RNA of Raphanus sativus (radish), 2307 nucleotides long. RefSeq lists its product as uncharacterized. NCBI's taxonomy places the organism in Eukaryota, Viridiplantae, Streptophyta, Magnoliopsida, Brassicales, Brassicaceae. Bases 68 to 1426 code for a protein of 452 amino acids. The transcript is spliced from 10 exons. The record is from RefSeq and is a predicted model, not a curated record. Gene Ontology annotation, molecular function: mRNA binding.
UCGUCAAUCAGAAAGUCAUCAGAACAGAGCCACAAACUUUCUUCUGAACCAGCUUUUAGCAAUAGUAAUGACGAUGGACGAUGCCAACUCGGUCUACGUCGGCGGCCUCCCUUACGACGUCACCGAGGAAGCUAUCCGCCGUGUUUUCUCCACUUACGGCACCGUUGUCUACAUCAAGAUUGUGAAUGACCGGAGUGUAAGAGGGAAAUGCUAUGGCUUCGUUACAUUUCCGAAUCGUCGAUGUGCUGAUGAUGCUAUCCAAGACAUGGAUGGCAAAAGUAUUGGUGGGCGUCCUGUGCGUGUGAACGAGGUGACAACAAGAUUUGGUGGUGGUCAAGGGAGGUUUCAACCACAGAGCCCUGAUCAUGAUCAUGGGAGAAGUGAUUUCAGUUACGGAAGGGCACGUGAACGGGAUAGGUCACGUGACAGCAGAAGGGAAUAUUAUUAUUAUACAGAGAAGAAGGAAAGAGCAGCAUAUGAUGAUGAUCAUGAUAUGCUGGGGGAUAGAGAUGGUUACAAGGACAGCAGGGUUUUGAAAGAAGGAGAUUGGCGUGGGGACAAUGGUGGUAGUAGUAGGGGAAUCAACGGGACCAGUUCUCACAACGAAACGAAGAGAGAAGAUAGUGGUACCAUGCUUGAUGGUGGGCGUGGCAGAGAUGGAAAAGAUCACUUGUCUAACUCAAGUGGAGAUCACAGCUUUCAGGUGAAAGAAGAACUGGAAGCGCUGAUCAAGACACAUGACGUGCUUCAAGAUGAGGUACUGGUGAUGGAAGAGAGAUUGGAAGUAAAAGAAGUUCUGUGCUCAGAGCUACAGAACAAGUUUAAGAGAUUGGAAGAUUUAUUGAACAAUGAAAAGAAACUGACUUCACAACGCCGAAAAGAAUUGGCAAAGCUACACAAAUCAUAUUCAAGGGUCAGAGAGUGCACGGACAACCUGAAAGACUGCGAACAGGAACUCCAGUCACUUGUUAGUUCAGCAGCUAGAGAAGGCGUGGCUGGUGCUGCUGAUGAAGGUCUUGAAAACGGUAUCUACUUUCCCCGGAAUCAACUCCACCGACUCUUCAUCAACCUUCUCACUGUCGUUCGACACUUGAGAUGGACCGCUGGCCGGUUUCUUAGCCACGGUCACGGACUGCUGAUAACCAAUACCACCACAGAUCGUAACGAGAAGACAGACCAACCCAACAGGACUCGCAUGCUUAUCCCAAAUCAAAACAUUAAUCACAACAGUCAAGAACUUGUUCACAACACCAGUCACCGUAAAAGCCGUAGCAGAGAUAGCUUUCCUAGCAGCAAACCCGAAGAAGCUGAUGAGAAAACCAAACACACACGACAACGCCACAGCGAAAAAUGCUACUGGCUCAAACAAGCUCCCUCCUCCGUUAGCAUUAACGGCCGUGAAAACGUCCGUGUACUCCCCGGUUAGAAACCAAAAGAUGGGCGCGAUCAUCAGCGACAAUAGGUUGUUGUACAGAACAAACCCCCACGUGUUGAGCUCGAGACUCGAAACCAUAUGCUUGAUGUAAACCAUCUCGGUGGUGAUGGUGACGAGAUAAGCCACGGCCCACGAAUAAGCCGUGAGAGUGAAGGCAGAGUCGUUCGCCACGUAACCAACCGCGCCAGCGAGGAUCACGAGCAGAGACAAGAACGUGAGCUUGGAAGGACGCGGCUGGGAGCGGAAGACCGUGUCGGCGAUGGCGACGAGGAGAGGGGUGAGGGAGCGGAAGACGAUGAAGGUGUCGACGUUGGCGUGGCGGAGGAGGUUGGUGUUGGUGAAGAUGGCGAGGUAGAAGACGAGGGCGGCGGGGAGGAACUUCUUGGCGGUGUCCCAGGUGAAGGCGUCGUGGUGGAGGAAACCUAGCUUCCCGAGGAGGUAGACGCCGACGGUGGAGGUUAGGUACUGGAGGGCGGUGAGGAGGCCGGGGUAGUUGAAAUAGGUGAUGGCGAACUUGUUGAUCACGGCGAGGAGGCUGGAGCAGAGCGCGUAGCCGACGACGAGGCUGCUCGUCGCGUAGGCGGAGGAGGAGGAUGAUGACAUUGUGUUGUGUUGUGUUUGACCAGAUCGGAGAAAAUGGAUCUGGAUCGAGAGACGUGAGUAUUAUAGGAGGAAGGGAAGGGAGGCGACGACUUAUAUUACAUCGCGACUUAUUACAUCACAGUGUCGUGCGGGAUUGGCUAUUGCAUGUUUGUUAUCUUUUUAAGUCUUUGACGUUACUUUUUUCUUUUGUUGAUAAAUUAGUGUUUAUUUGGAAAAAUCAACCACUAAUGGAAGCUAAUUAACAAAAAUGAUUCUUUGUGGGUAUGAAA